This is a messenger RNA of Monopterus albus (swamp eel), 2075 nucleotides long. It is a transcript of the gene naa50, whose product is annotated as N-alpha-acetyltransferase 50, NatE catalytic subunit. Gene Ontology annotation, molecular function: acyltransferase activity, transferring groups other than amino-acyl groups. Gene Ontology annotation, biological process: mitotic sister chromatid cohesion. NCBI's taxonomy places the organism in Eukaryota, Metazoa, Chordata, Actinopteri, Synbranchiformes, Synbranchidae. The record is from RefSeq and is a predicted model, not a curated record. Bases 313 to 822 code for a protein of 169 amino acids. Gene Ontology annotation, cellular component: NatA complex. The transcript has 5 exons.
GUGCUCUGAUUUGAUUACUCGAUCUUGCGACAGGGUGCAACCCGAGAGACGAAUAUCAGGUUAAAAAGUCUCCAUCUAUACAUAGCAGGCUUGUGCGCAUGCGGGGGUCAGGGUUGACUGUCCGCACACAGUCUUGGAAGGAGUGCGGCGGCGGCGGCCAAGCUAACUGCAACCAUCGCAAGUAGCUACAUGUGGAGGGUAAAACAGGAGACAUCCCCGACCCUAACUCUGUCAGAAUUCCUCUUUUUUUUUAUACCCAAAAUAACUGUCAGGACCAGUCUCGUCGAAAGUAAGGGAUAAUAUUUGUUGAGAAUGAAAGGUAGCCGGAUCGAGCUGGGGGAUGUUACGCCCCACAACAUUAAGCAGCUGAAACGCCUGAACCAGGUCAUUUUCCCAGUCAGCUACAAUGACAAGUUUUACAAAGAUGUACUGGAAGUUGGAGAGCUUGCAAAGCUAGCAUACUUCAAUGACAUUGCAGUGGGUGCUGUGUGCUGCAGAGUGGACCACUCUCAGAACCAGAAGAGACUGUACAUUAUGACACUCGGCUGUCUAGCACCCUACCGUAGGCUUGGAAUUGGUACAAAGAUGCUGAAUCAUGUGUUAAACAUCUGUGAGAAGGAUGGCACUUUUGACAACAUUUACCUUCACGUGCAGAUCAGCAAUGAGUCAGCCAUUGACUUUUACCAGAGGUUUGGCUUUGAGAUCAUCGAAACAAAAAAGAAUUACUACAAGAGGAUAGAACCCGCAGAUGCCCAUGUGUUGCAGAAGAGCCUGCGCAGCCCAUGUGCACCUCCCAGCGGAGAGCUUCAGAAGGCAGAGUAGGGACACAUUAUGGAAAGAAUGAAGAUACGCCCGCCUGCACAGAAACAGAACUGUGACAAAUGCCCCAGGGUUGAUACAUUCAACAACGUUCUUCAAAGGACGCCAAAAAGAGAAGAUAAACUUAAAGUACAAAAUAUUGCUGCAGUUAUUUUUUCAAAGGGGUCCCCUUUGAUUUUUGCACAUUUGAUUGCUCCCUUUUCCUGGUACAGAUAAUUGAAAAUGACAAAGUAUCCAAAGUGCUCCUAUUGACAAAAUUGCCAACUUCAGACGGUUUUUUGAGACUUGGUGGGGGGGGGGGGGGUGGGGUCCUUGUGAAACAUAUUUUUGUGUUGGAGUUGUUUUUAAUGCGGUUAUAAAGCUGAUGGGGACAUUUCUCUAUUGUUGAGCUGAAGAAAACAUUGAAACAUUUGAAGUGGUGAAAGUGUUUGAAAGACCAUUACUGACACACAGAUUCCCACUUUGGAGUGAUGCUUGAGUUAUUACAUGGAACAGUCACAACACUGUUCCUACACCACCUGAACCCUGAGGUUCAGGCAAAAUGAGUCUGACCAGUUUAUUGGUAUGUUCAGAGGCUGAACGGUUUAGAGGUGGUGGGAAAACGUGGUCACCACUCAUAAUUGCCGAAUAACUUUUGUUUCUGGCCUGUUAAUUUAAUACCACUUCAACUGUUUGUGCUAUUUUUAUUUUUGAUGAGAUGGCAAGUGUUUCAGAGGUUCUCCUGGGUUUACAUCCAAGAGUGAAAACAUUAAGUAAUGAGAGAAACAAUGCAUGUGUUUCCGAGAAGGGCAUUCUGCAUUGUUUUAUGAGGAAUGUCCAGAUAACAUUAGAUUGGCUCUUUGACAUUGGAUUUGGGCAUUAUUUUUAGUACUAUAAUUAAGGUGUUGAAGGAUGUGUGCCUCUAAAUGCAUGCAAGUGUUUUGAGGCAUUUCAGCUUAAACACUUUUGGCAUCUUAUGUAGCCACUCUACAGAAACGGGCUUCUUAAAUAUCAGUCAGCGUCUGUUUCUAUUUCACAUCCCUUCACUAGGUUUUGAGGUUCUGCUGAUAGUUUGGAAGUUUUGGUAUGGUCACAAAUAUUACAUAUACAAUGUAUUACCCAGAGGAAGCUCUGACCCCUCUGCAUGUAAGGAGAGAUCUGUCCUCUCCACUGUAGUAUAAGCAUGUUUUCCCUUCAUUUGAAAAAUUUUAUCUUUUCUGGAGCUCUAUAUUGUAAGACUUUUUAACGUCUAAAUAAAAUAAUUACUAUUUGCAGUA